Vicia faba (fava bean) is the source of this 1830-nucleotide messenger RNA. NCBI's taxonomy places the organism in Eukaryota, Viridiplantae, Streptophyta, Magnoliopsida, Fabales, Fabaceae. The record is from the annotation of a GenBank genome assembly.
AUGCGUGAUUUAGGGUUUCACGAACAACGAAGAUCCUGGAGGCGUACCGGUUCAACACGACGUAACUCCACCACCACCGCCACCGCCGCCGGGGAUACUAGUCCCGACUCCGUCAUCUUCACUCUCGAAUCUAACAUCAGUAUCUUCUCCUCAGCUUCCGCCAGCGUCGAUCGCUGUUCCUUCGCUUCCGAUGCUCACGACCAUGACUCCUUGAACUCCGAAAUCUCACUGCAUUUGGCUGGGAACGGUGAUUUUGCUCCGAGUGAAAGCUGGAGCGGUCCAGAUCCGGAUCCGAAUCCGAAUCUGAGUCCAAAUAGACAACAACAUCAUGCAGUUGCAGAUACGGUACAGAAAAAGAAGCUUCACGGAGAAAAAACAAAAGUUCAAAAGGAAGAAAGUGACGUUGACACUGAAGAAGACGGUAAUCAACUAUCGGAAUUUGAUUCCGCGAGAAACUCUUUCUCUCUAGCACUUAAAGAAUGUCAAGAUCGUAGAUCGAGAUGUGAAGCUUUAUUUAAGAAGCAAGACCGGCGAAGACCUGCUUCGUUAGAUCUGAAUAAUGCCAAUGCUAUUGGAGCUGUUUCUUCACCUCGUUUGGGAAUUGGAGCUAUGAAGAAGAGUACGCUUGCGUCUCGGAAAUCUGGUACCGGUACCGGAACUGGAACUGGCAGUUUUCCAAGUCCUGGAACUCCGAACUAUCGUCACUGUCAAGGUGGUGUUGCAAUGCAGAAGGGUUGGAGUUCUGAGAGAGUUCCUUUGAGUGGGGUCCGCAAGCAAGUUGGUAAUGGUCCGGCUGCAUUGUGUUUAAGCAAUGGGAGAACGUUGCCGUCUAAGUGGGAAGAUGCUGAGAGGUGGAUUUUGAGUCCUGUUUCGGGGGAUACAGCUGGAAGGGCUUUGGUUCCACAGCCACUGAGGAGGCCAAAGUCGAAGAGUGGUCCUCUUGGUCCACCUGGUGUUGCGUCGUUGUAUUCACCUGCAGGUCAUUAUUUUGAUGGAGGGGGUUUUAUGUCAGCUUCACCUUUUUCUGCUGCUGUUAAUGCUUCAUCUGUUGGGUUUACAAAUAGUUCUGGGGGCAAUGGUGGAGUGCUUCCUGCACGGACGGAUCCUUGUAUGGCUCGCUCAGUUAGUGUACAUGGCUGCUCUCAGAUGCAGGGCCAGUCGUCAGUUCCUGCCCGAGAGGAAAAGUUCGAUAGUUUCAAGGAUGCAGGCACCAAUGUAUCUCCUGCUGUUUCAAGGAGGGACAUGGCUACCCAGAUGAGCCCAGAGGGAAGUUCAUGCUCCUCUCCCAAUAGGAGGACUUCUUUCUCUGCUUCCACACCCCCUGCCAUGCCUGUCACUGAGUUGCAGAGUGCCUCUCUCUCUAAAAUGGAUAUCAGGGAUGUGCAGGUAGAUGAACGUGUAACAAUGACAAGGUGGUCCAAGAAACACAGGGCCUUAUUCAUUGGUAGAGGUUCAGAGAGUGUCGACAGCUGGAAAAAGAAAGAAACAAGCACUCGAUCUACAUCUUGGGAAAUUUCUGAAAGCUCAAAGACUAUUUCAAAGGCUAAAAGGGAGGAAGCCAAAAUCACUGCAUGGGAGAACUUGCAAAAGGCGAAAGCUGAGGCAGCAAUACGGAAACUUGAGAUGAAGUUAGAAAAGAAGCGAGCAUCUUCCAUGGACAAGAUUAUGAACAAACUGAGAUCCGCUCAGAAAAAGGCUCAAGAAAUGAGGGGUUCAGUUCUAGACAACCAGACACAUCAAGUUGCCAGAACUUCUCACAAGGUUAUGUCAUUUCGGAGAGCCAGCCAGAUGGGUUCUUUGAGUGGUUGUUUCACCUGUCACGCCUUUUAA